CUCGCCCUCCUGAACUUUGAACAAACCCAACGGCCCAACACAUCACAGAACCCGUGCCUGGUGUGCCGUCCGAGUCCUGCCCACAGAUCACUACUAUGGUGAUCUGUGUGGAGACUUGGGUCAUUCGGUCCGGUCUCAGCGUCGAGGAGAGAGCACUUGGCGUAGAACAGCACAGAGGUCAAUGAAGAUGGGGUUGAAAAUGGUUUGAAUCAACAAUGUCACCCUUGGGUCACUGUCAUGUAACCUUGAGUGCCCAAACAAAAAUACUGUGUUUGAGCCUUGCCACGAUCAGCUGAUAGGUAACGAUACCUCCUCGUGCCUCUGCACAAACUCGCUUCUGCUGUAAGCUUGUCGCUUAAGGCGAGGUUGGUGCGAUGGUGCACUCGCCUCCACCCGGUCCCCCCGCUGCUAAGCCCAGGCACUAUGCGGAUUCUUUUUGGUGCACCUAUAUCGUGUCGGUGGUUGCAGCAAGCAUAGCAGAAGUCUUGACCUACCCAUUAGAUCUGACAAAAACUCGACUCCAAAUCCAAGGAGAAAAGGCAGCUGCUCAACAUGGCAUAUCAAGUGGUCCCUACCGGGGAAUGAUCAAGACAGCCUUGGGUAUAGCAAAAGAAGAAGGUACCCUUGAACUUUGGAGGGGAAUAACUCCAGCAAUCUAUCGCCAUGUUAUUUAUUCUGGUAUAAGAAUUGUCACUUACGAACGACUUCGAGAUGAUGUAGCAGGCAAAGACCCUGAUGGAUAUUUUCCAAUAUGGAAGUCUGCAAUUUGCGGUGCAACUGCUGGGGCUAUUGCUCAGUUUGCUGCUAGCCCAACUGAUCUUAUCAAGGUACAAAUUCAAAUGGAAGGAAAACGUCGACUUCUUGGAAAAAAACCUCGAGUCCACAGUGCUGGGCAUGCUUUUCAGCAAAUUAUGGCUCAGGGAGGUGUGAGAGCAUUGUGGAAAGGGUCAAUACCUAAUGUCCAAAGAGCUGCAUUGGUAAAUUUAGGAGAUUUGACAACGUAUGACUCUGCUAAACGGUUCAUUCUCACACAUACAACCUUGACUGACAAUCAUUUCACUCACAUUCUUGCAAGUGCCUGCGCUGGUUUGGUGGCUGCCACAAUGGGCACACCUGCUGAUGUUGUAAAAACCAGAAUAAUGCACCAACCCACUGACGCCUUGGGGAACGGGCUUGUCUAUAAAUCUUCCAUUGAUUGUCUUAUCAAAACAAUAGAAAAUGAAGGGGUAUUUGGCUUGUACAAAGGAUUCUUGCCAGUUUGGAUUCGGAUGGCUCCGUGGUCAUUGACAUUCUGGUUAUCAUUUGAACAAAUUCGUAGUUUCUUAGGAGCUAGUGGAUUUUAAUAUGCUUUGUCUAGUGUCUUUAGUCUUGGUAGAAGCUUUAUUCCUUACCAAAGCCCCAAUGGUGUUCAGAGCAAAUAUUAUUUUGUCUAUAAAUUUUUUUCAAAGAAGACUUACAUACCAUUGUGCUCGUAUUUUGUAGCUCAAUUGUGCGACCAAGUUUCUACAGAAUUGAUCUUGUUAUUUACAACUUCCUUAACAAAGUUGAACAAUGUUUUCUUUCAGUUUGAAGCUUUUGUUAGGUGUAGAAUAUUUAUUAUACUUAAUUAACGCCUGGUGCGUGCAUGUCAUAUGGAUAAAAUUUGGAUUGUGAUAUGUUCUAAUUGGUCAACAACUAUCAACAGUGUUUCGGAGUAUUUAAAAACUAAGGAAAAAGAAUUUUGUGUGUUAAUUGCUAAUCACAGAACUAACCCUCUGACUUUGUUCAAUUUUUGGUUCCCACUUUUUGACUUUUGUGUUUUACAAUAGCUAUUCCCGUCUUUUCUUUUGACAAAAAUUUAGGUAAACAGUCACAUUGAAAAUGUACUAUAACCACCAGUCUUGUUCUUAUAGUUUACCUAAGUCUAUGUUAGCUGUACUGCAGUGAGAUCAUAGUUACCCCCUUAGGGUGGUUCACAGUUAAGUAGCCAAGAUGUUUUAUUCGUUUUUUUUUUUUUUGACUGUUUUUUAUUUCGGAUGAGGAGUGGAGAUUUGGGGAGUAGUGUUUGUCUAUUUAUAAAUACGGCAUAAUUGCUUACAGUACCUUAAAAUUUUAGCUACUCGUGGCUGUGAGUCAUAAGUAAGCCCUAAUUGAAAAUCUGUAACUAGUUUAUGUCUAAUUAUUUCUCAUUCCACAGUUACAAUGAAAUAAGACCAUUAUUGUGAUAUGUGUCCCUUAGUUAACGAAUAAGGCAUGAAAAUGAAGUACUAUUCUCUCCAUUAAGGACAUUACCUUGUAUCAGUGUGUAACUAGUGUAAGUGUCUGACAAAUUCCUUUUAUGCUUUGCUCAUUAUUUUAAUCAUUAAUUUUUAUAGCUUUUAUUUUUAUGUGAGGUGUUCUCUUUUUCUCAUGUACUAGCCUUUUAUAGCAUAAUUAAUUAUUUUAGUUUAAUGUUUUGAUGCAUUAUUUUUAUUUUACUUAUAUGGUUUUCAAGUUCACAUGUUUGGUGAACCCAUCACUAUUUUGACUUUAGCAACUGAGUGUGGUGCUCAUAAUUUGUCAAAUCCAAGCACCAAUUUAGCCGCAGUUUAGCCACAAUUUUGCAACAACAAGUUGUGCUCCGAUUUUCUGAAAUUGCCUCCAUUUUUCUUAUUUUGGUUCUGUCAUACUACAGAUUUGGACUUCAUGCCUGUGCCAUACAAAACUAGUCUUUUUCUGUACCGGCUCUGCUCAAAAAAGCUCAAAAUGUCAUCAUAUGUUCUCUUUUGAUUUGUUUAGACAAUAUAGAAAGGCGUUUGGUGUUGUUUUUGAGUUUUUUUAAGUGUGUGCUUUCAUUAUUUGUCUUAGUCAUUACACAUUGAAUAUUUUUCUUGUCUCAGUGUUAGUCCAUAUAAUGUUUUUGUUGCUUAUAUUGUUUUUAUUCCCACAAGUGUUCUAAAAAGGUUUUAAUUUUGUUUUUAAUGCAUCAAUGUGAUUUUAUCUCACUGUUCUAUAAGCACACUCGUAUCUGAUUUUUAGUGUUCUCCAUUAAGUUCUAGUCUUAUUCAUCUAUACAAUGAAAUGAAAAGUAACUAAGAGUUUUGUUGUUGUGGCAUCUACCUGUAUUCAUUGUUAUUACUAAAUGGACUUUAUGAAUUAACUGCUUAUAUUCUCUAAGGUUGACUUAUUGUGCUGGCCUUAGUUUGUGCACAGCAGUGUGUUCCUUUGUGGAUGAAACCUGAUUUAGAAACUGGGUUAUGGAUUUGAAGAUAGUCUGAAUUUAAUAUAAUGAGCUCUGUACAAGAAAAACUGCACAUUAAAGGGGUAUUGGAAGGUAUUCAAAA
Molecule: messenger RNA, 3302 nt
Organism: Frankliniella occidentalis (western flower thrips)
Lineage: Eukaryota; Metazoa; Arthropoda; Insecta; Thysanoptera; Thripidae
Gene: Ucp4A
Product: mitochondrial uncoupling protein 4
Exons: 7
Coding region: 375-1343 (322 amino acids)
Biological process (GO): mitochondrial transport; response to cold
Cellular component (GO): mitochondrial membrane
Source: RefSeq, a predicted model, not a curated record